Molecule: messenger RNA, 483 nt
Organism: Microthlaspi erraticum
Lineage: Eukaryota; Viridiplantae; Streptophyta; Magnoliopsida; Brassicales; Brassicaceae
Source: the annotation of a GenBank genome assembly
AUGGCGUCGAAUCUCUACAAACUCUCCUCCCAAAUCCACCGCAUCUCUCCAUUUGCCAGAUCCGUAAUCGCUCGCACCUCCGCUACAUCCGCUGCACCUUCUCCGUCAUCGGGAUCGAAGAAAGUCGCCGAUCGAAUCGUCAAGCUUUCCGCGAUUGAUGCGGAUGGAGACAAGAAGGAAAUCAUCGGGCUCUCUGGGCAGACGCUCCUUCGCGCGCUCACUCACACCGGCCUGAUCGAUCCGGCGUCGCAUCGCCUGGACGACAUCGAGGCUUGCUCGGCGGAGUGCGAGGUCCAGAUCGCAGAGGAAUGGCUCGCGAAGCUCCCGGCGCGUACGUACGACGAGGAGUAUGUGCUGAAGCGUAACUCUAGGUCGCGUGUCCUGAACAAGCACUCACGCCUCGGUUGCCAAGUUGUGCUGACGCAUGAGCUCCAAGGUAUGGUCGUCGCCGUCCCUGAAGCCAAGCCUUGGGAUAUUCCGUAA